AGGAUAGUAAACAUCUGUAACCCAGGUUCUCUCCCUCACAUUAUCUCUGCCAUUUCACUUGGAAUUGUUUUAGGUGCUGAGAAGUUAAUAAGGCAUCUCCACAAACAUGGUGUACCUAUUGCCGUGGCAACAGGGUCUAGUAAAAGAAGCAUCGGGCUGAAGACAACCCGUCACCAAGAUCUCUUCAGUCUUUUCCUCCAUUUCGUAUACAGCAGUGAUGACCCAGAGGUGAUACACGGUAAACCAGCUCCGGACUGUUUCCUAAUAGCAGCCAGGCGGUUUCCAGACAGUCCAGAUCCUAGCAAGUGUUUGGUGUUGGAGGAUGCCGUUAACGGUGUAGUGGCGGCCUGGGCAGCAGGCAUGCAAUGUGUGUGGGUACCCGACCCGGAACAACCUCAGGACGGAUACAGCGAGAAAGCCACGCUCACACUCGAAUCACUUCUACAGUUUAAACCGGAACAGUUCGGACUACCCCCGUAUGAUGUGUAGCGUUCAGUGUGGUUUUAGUCUUAUUUAACUAUGCAGUAAUUAUUUGAAAUGUUUUACAUAGUCUGUCCCAUACAGGUAUUGAUUUUUGCUUUACAAUUAAGAAAUAAACAGUCAAAAUUUACAUAACAUACCUCAUUUUGUGUAGGUUUUUUAGUUAUAAAAGAUUCUAGUAAAUUUAAUUCAAGAACAAAAAUAUCCUCAUGUACAAGAGGAUUUUUUGGAUAAAUAAGACUAUUCAAGCCCUGUCCUUAGUCCUUAUUUAUCAAUCAUAAAUGGUAAUGUACAUAACACUGAUCAUAAAUGGUAAUGUACAUAACACUGAUCAUAAAUGGUGAUGUACAUAACACUGAUCAUAAAUGACGAUUUUCAUAACACUGAUCAUAAAUGGUGAUGCACAUAACACUGAUCAUAAAUGACGAUUUUCAUAACACUGAUCAUAAAUGGUGAUGUACAUAACACUGAUCAUAAAUGGUAAUGUACAUAACCCUGAUCAUAA
Molecule: messenger RNA, 985 nt
Organism: Mizuhopecten yessoensis (Yesso scallop)
Lineage: Eukaryota; Metazoa; Mollusca; Bivalvia; Pectinida; Pectinidae
Product: pseudouridine-5'-phosphatase-like
Exons: 2
Molecular function (GO): phosphatase activity
Source: RefSeq, a predicted model, not a curated record